Molecule: messenger RNA, 303 nt
Organism: Paramuricea clavata
Lineage: Eukaryota; Metazoa; Cnidaria; Anthozoa; Malacalcyonacea; Plexauridae
Source: the annotation of a GenBank genome assembly
AUGGACUUACCGACCAUAACUAGCUCUAACCCAAAGAAAAUACAUUAUUUCAGUGAUAGACUAACUCACGCCGUUCAUGCCCUUGAAACCUUGAAGAAAUUAGAAACUGUCAACGGAUAUGUCCCAAUGACCUUGAACAAACUCUCGGGUAUCCGUGGUGACUUGGUUCGUACCGAUCCAGACUGGGAAUCCUGGGACUUCGCAAAAUUAUCAGAGGCUGUACGUAUAUAUGGUUAUGGACACGACGAAAUCCGUGUAGCGACUAUAAAGAGGAUGAUCUGCAACUGGGAAGAAGAGAUAUGA